Messenger RNA from Cuscuta campestris, 1771 nucleotides. Lineage: Eukaryota; Viridiplantae; Streptophyta; Magnoliopsida; Solanales; Convolvulaceae. The record is from the annotation of a GenBank genome assembly.
AAACAAAAAAAUAAAUUUUUAAGAAUGAAUUGAAGAUGCAAAAGGAAAAAAAACAAAUCAAUUUUUUAAAAUAAACUGAAAUAAGAAACUAAUUCAACAACAACAACAACCCAGUUAAAUCCCACAAGAGUAGGGUCUGGGGAGGGUGUGUGUACGCAGACCUUACCCCUACUCGAAAGUAGAGAGGCUGUUUCCAAAGAGACCCCCGGCUCAACGUCGAAAGUUGCAUUGCUUGACUAACUGCUACUUCAUUAAUUAAAGAAGCGCAGACAGUUUAAAGAUCCAUUUUGAUUUAUUCCAUCACACCCCAAAGCCAAAAAAUGGAUGUGCGGGAAGACAAGGUUGGAUAGGAUUUCGAAUGAGGUUAUCCGACGUCAAGUAGGUAUGGCACCGGUGGAAGACAAGUUGCGGGAAGCGAGGUUGAGGUGGCUUGGCCAUGUGAGAUGGCGGGAUGCUGACGCCCCUGUACGGAGAUGCGAGAGGAUUACAGUUAUCGGGGGAAGUGGAGCCGGGGGUCUCUUGGAAACAGCCUCCCUACUUCCGAGUAGGGGCAAGCCUGCAUUAUCACAUGUCUCAACCAUGAAACACCCUUCUUCCUCUUCUUCUUCGUCUUCCUCUUCCGCAUCACCCGGCGGCAAUGCCAAGAAACCCGCCACGGGCUGCUGCAUUGCCGGAAUGUUCCGCCGCCUGCUCUGUUCUGAUUCCCUCUCCAAGCGCCCCCCUUCUUCCUCCCCCAACCACGCAACUCAAAUGCCACCGCCCCCGGAAGAGGGGGGGAAAACCGGCGUCGUGGCCAAGCUAAUGGGGCUGGAGUCAAUGCCGCUGCAGCCCAGAAUUGAUAUCAGUUCAAAAUCACUCACCAGGAGCCACUCAUUGGAUUCCCACCUGCUUCGACGACGAACUACACCACGCACCGAGAGGCCUCUGCGAGCUGGUAGCUUUCGGGAGAUUCCCACCUACAUGGAGCUAGAAGACAAGGAUUUCUUCAUUCUCAGCUUUGAGUAUGUAGGAGGAAGAAGAGGGAAAUGCCCAGAAUUUGCAGGUUUUGAACAGAGGAAAUCAGAGAUAUCAUUAAACAAGAACUCCAGCAUGAGAAGAGAAAGCCUAUACCAAAACACCAAAGCGGUUCGUGAAGCGGAGAAGGCCGCCCGUUCAAGAAAGGCAAAGAAGAAAGAGGAUUUCAAGCAAGAAAGAUUAUUAUUCAAGAAGAAGAUGAAAGAAAGAAAAGAAAAGGCCAAAACAGAGUGUGAUUCAGAGAAAUCGAGCCCCAAUUCUGUUCUUGACUUCGUCGAGUUAACAGCUCUACAACAGACUCCUCCUCCUCCUCCUCUCUCCUCAGGAAGGUACACAAAAUCGAGGCGGACCCUGUCGGGAGAGCUUGAGAAUCACAAGAAACCGAAAACAGAGAGCGACGACUUACGACCCGAGAGGCUUAAAGAGAUGAGGUUUUCUGAGACGAGGAAGAAGAAUUCGUGCAAGGAUGAGAGUUAUGUGAAGAAGGUGUGGGAAGAGAGCUGCAGGCUGGGUGAUAUGGACACAGCUCACAGCAGCUGGACAGUGGGUGAAGGGAGACAUGAAAUCUGUGGGGAUUUGGAGAUGGAAAUUGUUGAUGAAUUGGUAGGGGAACUGGUUGAUCAACUUCAUGUUCACUUUUCUUGGGUGUAAUUCAACUUAGAAAAGUGUUGUUUUUGGAAGAUUAUUCAAAUUGUUAUUAGUGUACACAUUAAGUAUGAUUAAGAUGUGUUUUACAUACAUAACUGGGACACAAUUC